AAAAAGACGACUUUUCAAAUGUUCAAAUGCGAGGGUGUGACUGUGUAGGUGUAAGGGCUCACUUCGGGAUCAAGCGCGAAAGGUGGCCCCAUGCCUUCAUUCGACUACUUCGACAACUCAUUCCGAUGCUCUCAACCUCCUUGUUGCGGCGCACUAUCGGCACGCAGCCUCUGAGGCGCUUUUCCACAGGGACAGGAGCAGAAAAGGGCAUGGCUCGACCUAUUUUCAAUGAGUCAUACACGCCGAUAUCUGCCGCCACAGCAGCCUUGGAGAACAUUUCAAAGUACAACAAGUACUUGAACGCGUUUGUGGACGUCGCGGAUCCGGAGACCGUUCGGGACCAGGCCAAGGAAGCUGCACAUCGAUGGGAAAUUGGUCAGGCCAAAAGUGCUCUGGAUGGGACUAUCAUGGGAUACAAAAUGAAUCUUUGUACAAAGGAGUUGCGAACGACGUGUGCGUCAGCUAUGCUGGAAAAUUUCCAAGCACCCUAUACCGCUACCGCUAUUGAACUGCUUCAGGAAGCGGGUGCAAUCACUGGCGGGAAAGCCAACAUGGACGAGUUCGGAAUGGGAUCGCACAACGUCUUCAGUAAUGCGGGUCCAACUAGGAACCCGCACGGCAUCAUGGGUCGUGCGAUCGAAACCCUAGACGAGGUAGAGGGCCGCUCCCCUGGAGGAAGUUCAGGAGGAAGUGCUGCCGCUGUAGCCAGCAACAUGUGUUUUGCGGCAUUGGGAUCAGAUACUGGAGGAUCUGUCAGAUUGCCCGCAUCGUACUGCGGCAUUGUUGGAUUCAAGCCUUCAUACGGCCGGAUAUCCAGAUGGGGUCUUGUUGCAUAUGCCAGCUCCCUGGAUACCGUCGGCACUCUUACCAAGACUGUUGAUGACGCCAAGACGAUAUAUGACAUCAUUUCUAAAGAGGACUUAAAGGAUUCAACAUGCUUGACACAGCGGCAACGCGACUCGAUUGAAAAAGCAAAAAAGCCUAUCAGAGACACAAAGCAGGGAUCCAAACCACUGUCAGGUAUCAGAGUCGGCAUCCCACAAGAGUUCAACGUUACAGAACUCUCACCUGCUACGAAGGCAUUGUGGAGACGAGGUAUCCAAACUUUGAAGGAUGAAGGUGCCACGGUCGUUCCUGUUUCAUUACCGAACACAAAGCUGGCAGUAGGAGCGUACUUCACAUUGGCGACUGCAGAAGCGUCAAGUAAUUUGCAGCGAUAUGAUGGAAUCCGAUAUGGUCAUCAAAGUGAAGAGCGGGAUGAAAAAAAUGCGCUAUAUUCUCAUACGCGAAGUGAGGGCUUUGGCAAGGAGGUCAGGCGGCGAAUUCUUUUGGGGACUUAUGUACUCACAUCAGGGUCAUUCGACAACUUCUUCUUGCGUGCACAAAAGAUCCGGCAGAUGAUUCGUAGGGACUUUGAUUCUAUCUUUGCGCGCCCGAAUAUGAUUACAGGCUCACUUGACGGAGAAGGCGACGCCUCAAGGGUCCAUGCACUCCUGACACCGGUCGCGGUGACAGCGGCGCCGAAACUGGAGGACGUGGUCGGAGACCAUAUUGACCCAAUCAAUGCGUAUAUGGACGAUAUCCUGACUAUUCCAGCGAGUCUUGCAGGAUUGCCGGCCAUGAGUGUACCGUUUGCUACUUAUGGGGAUGAUGGCUUCCCUGUGGGGCUCCAGGUGAUGAGCCAGUAUGGCGACGAGGAGAUGGUGUUCAAGGUCGCGCGGAUCAUAGAAAAGAAGGGACGUGAGACACUAUAAUCGUAAAUAAAGUGAAUCAUAGAGAACGAGCACCUCUUGCGUUUUUCCAAAGGUACUCUCCGCAAGGUCCGUGUUCACGG
Molecule: messenger RNA, 1834 nt
Organism: Gamsiella multidivaricata
Lineage: Eukaryota; Fungi; Mortierellomycota; Mortierellomycetes; Mortierellales; Mortierellaceae
Product: amidase signature domain-containing protein
Exons: 9
Coding region: 27-1754 (575 amino acids)
Biological process (GO): mitochondrial translation; glutaminyl-tRNAGln biosynthesis via transamidation
Cellular component (GO): mitochondrion; glutamyl-tRNA(Gln) amidotransferase complex
Molecular function (GO): glutaminyl-tRNA synthase (glutamine-hydrolyzing) activity
Source: RefSeq, a predicted model, not a curated record